AUGUUCACGCACGCUUCCAAGUUCCUCCGUGCGUCGUCACUGCGUCGCACCUACUCGUCCUCCGUCACUGGCCAGCAAAAGGUAGCGGUCCUAGGAGCCGCUGGCGGCAUUGGCCAGCCCUUGUCGCUGCUGCUCAAAGAUUGCGACCACAUCAAGCACUUGAGUCUGUUUGACGUGGUGCACACGCCUGGAGUCGCUGCGGACAUUGGCCACAUCAACACGCACGCCACCGUGACCGGCCACGUCGGCAUGGAGCAAGUAGGGGACGCUCUGAAGGAUGCCGACGUGGUGGUCAUCCCGGCCGGCGUGCCCCGCAAGCCUGGCAUGACGCGCGACGAUCUGUUCAAUACGAACGCGGGCAUCGUGCAGUCUCUGGCUCAGGCUGCUGCCACACACUGUCCCAAGGCCAUGAUGCUGAUUAUUGCCAACCCAGUCAACUCGACGGUGCCGAUCGUGGCCGAGACGUUCAAGAAGGCCGGCGUGUACGACCCCAAGCGCCUCUUUGGCGUCACGACGCUGGACGUCGUUCGCGCUGCGACGUUCGUGGCCGAGCACCAGAAGUGGAACCCGCGCGACACAAAUGUGACGGUCAUUGGCGGCCACGCCGGGACCACGAUUCUGCCGCUACUGUCGCAGCUCGAGCACGCCAAGUUCUCGGACGAGGACAUUGGCAAGCUUACGCAUCGUAUCCAGUUUGGCGGGGACGAGGUCGUACAGGCCAAGAACGGCACGGGGUCGGCUACGCUCUCGAUGGCGUACGCUGGUGCACGCUUCACCACGCGCCUCCUGGAUGCCAUGAACGGUGCCAAAGACGUUGUCGAGUGCUCGUACACGCAGAACGACGUGACCAAGCUGCCGUUUUUCUCGGUUCCCGUGACGCUCGGUCCCAAUGGUGUGGAAGAGCUGCACCACUUUGGUAACCUCUCGACCGCGGAGCAGGCCAACUUUGACGAGAUGAUUGUGGCUCUCGAGGCUCAGAUCAAGAAGGGUGUGGAGUUUGCCAACCAGAAGUAA
Peronospora matthiolae is the source of this 1014-nucleotide messenger RNA. The record is from the annotation of a GenBank genome assembly. NCBI's taxonomy places the organism in Eukaryota, Oomycota, Peronosporomycetes, Peronosporales, Peronosporaceae.